AUGACCGUCGCCCCUCCAUCUCCCGAGUCCCACACUCUCGAUGGGCGUGAGGGAAGCACAGAGAUACCCAUCCUCACCAACGAAACCACAGAAACAGACUCUCGACCGCAACGAACGCCAGCCAUCUCCGACUACUUUCGAGUGUUCACCUAUGCGACAAAAUGGGACUUUUGCGUCUACGCCAUCGCCUCGGUGGCUUCCAUCGGCGCUGGUAUCACCAUGCCCCUCAUGAACAUCGUCUUUGGUCAGCUCGUCGGCCAGUUUACGGACUACUUUAAGGACUCGUCCACUAUGUCGCCGGACAAGUUUAAGAGUAUUCUCAAUAAGCAAGCUCUGUACAUCAUGGCGCUCUUCCUGGGCCGUUGGACUUUGAACACCAUCAACAAGUACUGCUUUAGGAUGAUUGGUAUCCGACUUUCAUCUGCCAUCCGUCUUCACUACAUCCGCUCGCUCUUCUCUCAGUCCAUUCACGCUAUCGACUCGAUGCCCGCCGGAGCGCCUGCCACUGCCAUCACUUCGACGUCCAACACCUUGCAAGUCGGCGUUUCCGAGCGUCUGGGAACCUUUCUCGAGUACAACGGUACUAUCUGGGCGUCACUGAUCAUCGCAUUUGUCUGGAGCUGGGACCUUACCUUGGUGACGUCCUCACUGGUCCUGUACAUUCUCAUUGUCUUGGCGGUGGUUCUACCAUUGAUAGUCAAGGGCCAGUCUGCUACUUCUGCGGCCGAUGCUGAGGGUACGGCUGUUGCGAGUGAAGCACUCGAACGUAUUCGUCUGGUCAUGGCUUGUGGUGCUCAAUCACGCAUCAUCUCUCGCUACAGGGAGUGGGUGGAAAAGGCCAUGAAGGAGGGCCACAAGGUCGCCCCAGUUGCAGGUCUCCAGUUUGGCCUAGUGUUCUUUGGUAUCUUUGGCGCCUUUGGCCUUGCCUUUUGGUACGGUACUCAACGAUAUGCCGCCGGUGCCAUGAGCAGCCCUGCUCCCGUCAUCAUCGUGCUCAUGUCAGUUAUGUUGGUCCUCACCGCCAUGGAACGAAUCUCGACACCUCUCCUGGCCGUCAGCAAGGCCAUGGUCGCCGCAUGCGAAUUAUUUGCCGUCAUCGACGCACCACUCCCUGCCUCUGGAGACCUCAAGCCGGAUAUCACUUCUGAAGAUCUUAUCUUUGACAACGUCACCUUUGAGUAUCCUAGCCGACCCGGUGUCAGGAUCUUGGACGGACUUAAUCUUCGCAUUCGAUCGGGACAGAACACUGCCCUUGUUGGACCCUCGGGAUCUGGAAAGAGCACGGUUGUGGGCCUGUUGGAGCGAUGGUAUUCUUUGAGCAACCACCAAGUUCUGCCGCAGGUUAUCGAGGCCAACAAAGACAAGAAAGAUGAGGAGAAGGAUAAGCCGGAAGAGAGCGAGAAGCAAGAAGGCCCUCUGAAUCCCACCAUGGGUGGCAAAGUCACAGUCGGCGGUCACAACCUCGAGGAGCUAAACCUCAAGUGGUGGAGAGCUCAGAUCGGUCUGGUUCAACAAGAGCCUUUCCUUUUCAACGACACCAUCUUCAAGAAUGUUGCCAACGGUCUUGUUGGAACCGAGUUUGAAGAUGCGCCCGAGGAGAAGAAGCGAGAGCUGGUCAAGGAAGCUUGCCAAGAAGCCUAUGCUGACGAGUUCAUCAACCGCCUGCCAGAUGGAUACGAUACCAAGGUCGGUGAUGGUGGCGCCAAGAUGUCCGGAGGCCAAAAGCAACGUCUAGCCAUCGCCAGAAGUAUUAUCAAGAAGCCUCAGAUCAUCAUUCUCGACGAAGCCACCAGUGCCAUUGACGCCAAGAGUGAAAAGAUCGUCCAAGCUGCCCUUGACAGAAUCACCCAGAACCGCACUUCCAUCACCAUCGCCCAUCGACUGUCUACCAUCAAGAAGGCCGACAACAUCAUUGUUCUUCAGAAGGGUCGCGCUGUUGAAGAGGGUACACACGCAAGCCUCAUGGAAUUGUCGGGAGUGUACAGUGCCUUGGUCCAGGCUCAGUCACUGCGAUUCGGCGAUAAACCAGAAGGCGAGACUCCGGUGGUGUCUGAUGCCGAAUCAGAGAAGAUGGGUCAUCUGGACGAUGUGAACCGGGUCUCUACAACCAUCGAGGAGAGUCAAACGAAUGAGCCGGUAGAGCCUCGAAGCUUGGCCCGUAGCUUCGGAAGGCUUCUCUACGAGCAGCGAGAACAGUUCCCCUUCUACAUCGGUAUCGUCUUCUCUGCCAUGGCCGUGGCCGCCGGCACUCCCCUUCAAGCCUGGCUCUUUGCCAAAGUCCUUGGUGUUUUCCUCCUUGAGGGCGGCGACAUCAAAAGCGAGAGCAACUUCUGGGGUCUUAUGUGGUUUGCCCUCGCCGGCGGCGUUGGCCUGUCGUAUUUCUGCGAGGGAUGGAUCGGCCUUCGUGUCCAAUACUGCGUCAGCGCAGCUUACAAGGCGCAGUAUCUCCACGACAUGCUCUACCAGACGCUCGCAUACUUUGAUGACGACGACAACUCCCACGGUUCCCUGAGCUCUCGCAUCUCGAGCGACGCGAAGCAGCUGGAGGAGCUUCUCGGCUUGAACCUCGCCUUCCUGAUCUCGGCCAUAUUCAACGUCACGGGCUGCAUCAUCAUUGCGCUCAUCUUUGGCUGGAAGCUUGGCCUGAUCGCCAUGUUUGUCGCCUUGCCUGUCAUGUUGGGUGCUGGCUUCUGGAAGUUCAGACAUGAAGUACAGUUUGACCAGAUGAACUCGGCUGUUUUUGCAGAAAGCUCGCAGUUUGCUACUGAAGCUAUCGGAGCUAUUCGAACAGUCUCGGCCCUCACUAUGGAAGACUCUAUCAACAACCGGUACCGACAGCUCUUGGACGGCCACGUCAAGGCUGCUAACAACAAGGCUCGUUGGACCUCGGCCAUCUUUGGGUUUGCGGAUAGUGCUGGUCUUGGAUGUCAGGCUCUGAUCUUCUGGUACGGCGGUAACCUUCUGGCCAAGGGAGAGUAUUCCAUGGAGGCCUUCUUUGUCUGUUUCAUCGCCAUCAUUCAGGGUGCCGAGGCUGCCAGUUUCGGAUUCGCCAUGGCACCCAACGCAGCGCAGGCAAAAGCUGCAGCCAACCGUAUCCUUGAUGUUCACCAGUCGGCAGAUGUCGAGGAAUCUCAUUCCAAGGGCCGGAAGGGAGGUAUCGCUGACACAGAAGGUGGCGUCAAGAUUGAACUGAAGAACGCGUCGUUCAAGUAUCCCACGCGAGAUGUUCCCGUCUUCAAGUCCCUGAGCCUGACCAUCGAGAAGGGUCAGUACGCAGCCUUCGUUGGUCCAUCUGGAUGUGGAAAAACCACCAUAAUUUCUCUUCUCGAGCGCUUCUACGAUCUGGAACCCAACAAGGGCGCCCUUCUCUGCAAUGGCACCAACAUCAAUGACCUCAACAUCUACGAGUACCGAGACAACCUAUCCCUUGUGCCCCAAGAACCCACAAUGUUCAGAGGAACUAUCAGAGACAACAUCCUCUUCGGUAUCGCUGACCCAAGCUCCAUCUCCGAGGAAAGAAUCCACGAAGUCUGCCGUGACGCCUUUAUCCACGACUUUAUCGUCUCUCUUCCCGAAGGUUACAACACCGAUGUCGGCAACAGAGGCGUUUCCAUGUCUGGAGGCCAGAAGCAGCGAAUCGCCAUCGCCCGUGCCUUGAUCCGAGACCCCAAGAUUUUGCUACUCGACGAAGCAACCUCUGCCCUUGACUCCGAGUCCGAAAAGAUAGUUCAGGCUGCUUUUGAAAAGGCUCGCAAGGGACGCACAAUGAUUGCCGUGGCGCAUCGGCUUGCGACUAUUCAGAAUGCCGAUAUCAUUUUCGUGUUUGAUCAGGGGAGGGUGGUUGAAAAGGGUACUCAUACGGAGCUUAUCAACAAGCAGGGCGUCUAUUUCGAAAUGUGCCAAAGUCAAGCAUUGGAUCAGUAG
Messenger RNA from Fusarium keratoplasticum, 3924 nucleotides. RefSeq lists its product as uncharacterized. Gene Ontology annotation, biological process: transmembrane transport. The coding region runs from base 1 to 3924 and encodes 1307 amino acids. The transcript is spliced from 4 exons. Gene Ontology annotation, cellular component: membrane. The record is from RefSeq and is a predicted model, not a curated record. NCBI's taxonomy places the organism in Eukaryota, Fungi, Ascomycota, Sordariomycetes, Hypocreales, Nectriaceae. Gene Ontology annotation, molecular function: ABC-type transporter activity; ATP binding; ATP hydrolysis activity.